Messenger RNA from Phyllostomus discolor (pale spear-nosed bat), 4148 nucleotides. RefSeq names its product POU class 4 homeobox 1 (gene POU4F1). The transcript is spliced from 2 exons. Gene Ontology annotation, biological process: regulation of transcription by RNA polymerase II. Bases 359 to 1624 code for a protein of 421 amino acids. The record is from RefSeq and is a predicted model, not a curated record. Lineage: Eukaryota; Metazoa; Chordata; Mammalia; Chiroptera; Phyllostomidae. Gene Ontology annotation, molecular function: RNA polymerase II cis-regulatory region sequence-specific DNA binding; DNA-binding transcription factor activity, RNA polymerase II-specific.
CCGGCGAGGACAACUGAUGCCCGUCAGCGCGGCGGGGCCGCGAGCUCUCGCGAGAGCUCCCCGGGCCGGCCGCGAGAAGUGGGGCUCAGGUGUAAGAGGAGUACAUCCCGUCCGCGCGCGGGGCUAGAGCUCUUGGAGAAGUGGGAUCGCGAGGCCGGUGCGCGGCGCUCUGCGCGGCCAGAGGGAGCGCCAGGAGGCAGCGGCGGCAGCAGGAGCAGCAGCAGCCCCCGCGCGGCCGCCGCCUCCGCGCCGUCAGCCGCCGCGGCUGCAGCCUCCGAAGGGAGGCCGGGGGAGCCGGCGUGCGCACUUUCCCGGGGACUUUCGGAGUGUUUGUGGAUUUACAUGCCAAGCCAUCAAGAUGAUGUCCAUGAACAGCAAGCAGCCUCACUUUGCCAUGCAUCCCACCCUCCCUGAGCACAAGUACCCAUCGCUGCACUCCAGCUCCGAGGCCAUCCGGCGGGCCUGCCUGCCUACGCCGCCGCUGCAGAGCAACCUCUUCGCCAGCCUAGACGAAACGCUGCUGGCGCGGGCCGAGGCGCUGGCGGCUGUGGACAUCGCAGUGUCCCAGGGCAAGAGCCACCCGUUCAAGCCGGACGCCACGUACCACACGAUGAACAGCGUGCCGUGCACGUCCACGUCCACCGUGCCGCUGGCGCACCACCACCACCACCACCACCACCACCAGGCGCUCGAGCCUGGCGACCUGCUGGACCACAUCUCGUCGCCCUCGCUCGCGCUCAUGGCCGGCGCGGGCGGCGCAGGCUCGGCGGGCGGCGGCGGCGGCGCCCACGACGGUCCGGGGGGUGGCGGCGGCCCGGGAGGCGGCGGCGGCCCAGGUGGCGGCGGCCCCGGUGGCGGCGGAGGCGGCGGCGGCCCGGGGGGUGGAGGCGGCGGCCCCGGCGGCGGGCUGCUGGGUGGCUCCGCGCACCCGCACCCGCACAUGCACGGCCUGGGCCACCUGUCGCACCCGGCGGCCGCGGCCGCCAUGAACAUGCCGUCGGGGCUGCCGCACCCCGGGCUGGUGGCGGCGGCGGCACACCACGGCGCUGCGGCGGCGGCAGCGGCGGCGGCGGCGGGGCAGGUGGCGGCGGCGUCGGCGGCGGCCGCGGUGGUGGGCGCAGCGGGCCUGGCGUCCAUCUGCGACUCGGACACGGACCCGCGCGAGCUCGAGGCGUUCGCGGAGCGCUUCAAGCAGCGGCGCAUCAAGCUGGGCGUGACGCAGGCCGACGUGGGCUCGGCGCUGGCCAACCUCAAGAUCCCGGGCGUGGGCUCGCUCAGCCAGAGCACCAUCUGCAGGUUCGAGUCGCUCACGCUGUCGCACAACAACAUGAUCGCGCUCAAGCCCAUCCUGCAGGCUUGGCUCGAGGAGGCCGAGGGUGCGCAGCGCGAGAAAAUGAACAAGCCCGAGCUCUUCAACGGCGGUGAGAAGAAACGCAAGCGGACUUCCAUCGCAGCGCCGGAGAAGCGCUCCCUCGAGGCCUACUUCGCAGUACAGCCGCGGCCCUCUUCAGAGAAGAUCGCUGCCAUCGCCGAGAAACUGGACCUCAAAAAGAACGUGGUGCGGGUGUGGUUUUGCAACCAGAGACAGAAGCAGAAGCGGAUGAAAUUCUCCGCCACUUACUGAGGGGGAUGGGAGGUGCCGGCGGGGCAGAUCGGGGAGCUGAAGGGGCCUUGCGGGGUCGGGGAGGGGGGCUUUUCCCGGGCCUACUUCCCCUCCGGAUUUGGAGUGUCCGUUAUCCUGCUUGCAUUUGGAGAAUCCCUCUUCCAGCGUUCUCUUGAUGCUCCUCCUGCUCUCACGCUCCCCCGACCUAGAGGACUGGGGGUGCUGGGCGUGGACACCGGAGAGGACAGCGGGAGAAGAGGGAGCAUUUGGGUGAGCAGGGAUUAGGGGGAAGGAAAGCGGAGACUGGAGGAGGGUUUUGAGGAGCAGGAUGGUUCUAGGGGUUGGGGUGGGGGGAGACUCGGAAAGGGUAGGGAAAUGGACUGUUUCGGACCAGAGACAUUUAUCAAAAUCUCCCGGGGACCAAGGAACUAUGUACAAAAACAAACCUACCAACCACCAAAAACUAAACACAUAAAGACAAACUAAAACAAAACAGAACAAAAGCAGAUAAAACAUGCGUUAGAAUGUAACUCCAGGGAGCAGUAUUCUGCAGCUUCAUUCCUCCCCUAAGGAAGAGAGACAAGAGCCACCACCGUUAUUGCCACUGACCCAACCCUACACACUUGAGCUGAGAAACGAAAUCCCGAACCAACCGGAAGGUGAGAUGCUGGGGAGUGGAGCUAGUUCUGUGUGUUUAAUUUCUCCCUCCGAGUCUCACCUCUAUCUUCCCCAUGUCCUCUCUGAUUUAUUUUCUGGGUUCCAAAGAGACUGGAUGGCUGCUCUCCCGUUGCCAGAAAGUGAGUGGGGGGACCGCUGAAAGGGGGUGGGGGGCUUCACUACCUGUUAGGUGGAGGCCUCAUUUUCCAGCGACCUGGCCUGUGUUCCUGUGGCGCGAGUCCCGCUGGGUGGGGUGUUCAGGGAGAGGGAGGCAUAGUCUUUGAGCUGAAGAAAAGGCGGAAUUUAGGAGCUUCAGAAGAAAUAUUUUAUUCUAGGAGAAUAGAACACUUUCUAACAAGGGGUUUUCCUUCUUUUUUAUUUUUUGCUCUUAUAUCUAAGACCUAGAAAAGUACUUCAAAACCAGCUCCCCUCCCAGACUCACAGCACUUGCUUACCCUUUCAUUUAUUUCUCGAAGUGUCAUUUAUUUUAAACUACCCACUGGAUUUUAUUUCCGAUUGAUUCAAAUAGACUGCUGGGUGGAAAGCGCUAGGAGAGAUACUCUGUUUUGACUCCACAGAAUAAGGCCCACCUAACGCUUCUAGGUCCCUUUCCCUUCUCUCUUGGAGAACGUGAAAUUGUUGACACAUGGAGAAGUUUCUGCUUUCAGUUGGAGCAGAGCUCGACUGUGUCGACUGUGUGGAGAGUCAACCAAAUCCCACAGGAGAGAGAGAUUUAAAGUCCUCCAUUGUUUCAAAAAGGGUCUGCAUGUUGGGGGGAAAAGCAGAAUAACUGUAUUUCAUUAUUAUUAUUAUUGUUAUUAUUAUUAUUAUUCAAGAGUAAUUUAUUGCUGGGGAUAAAUGUUGGGUAGCAAGAACUUUAAUUUGCACUACCAGUCUCCCUAAUAGAAAAUCAUGUAUAGUAUUUCAUAGUUAUAAUCAAGGUACUUUAUGAACUGCUGAUGGAUUAAAAAAUGAGAAAGACAGUUGAAGGUGGCUAGGUAAAAUGCCUGCGUGGUGCACAAGAUACUCUUUUGAUCUCAUGUGGAGAUGGUUGAUUACCAUCCUUUAAUAAGAACUAAAAAAUUGAAAACAGAAGAAAUGAGAGAAGAAAAACAAAACCCUGCCAUUUAACAAUACUAAAAUCGUGCAUGACCUGAAGAGUGCGGAAAGAAACACAAUUAGGUCUCACUCUGGUUAGACAUUGUUUAUUUAAUUACGUUGUAUAUCAUUGUUUGCAGCGCAAACAUUCUAUGCAUUGGAAACCGAGCACUAAACUGGGCUAGCUUUCUGAUAGACCGUUUCGUGGAUAGUGUGAUUUCACAGUCUACUGCCUGUUUUCACCGAAAACACAGCAUUCCUGUCAUAUUCUUGUAUUUAGAGGAAAAAUAAAAAGGAAGAUUAUUGUAAAUAUUUUCUUUAACACACACACAGUGGUUACAGACCGCCAGUGUCAUUCCUGAAGUGUCUCAAGGGUUGAUAACCUGUCCAUGUGUGUCUGCUGAGCUUUCUCCCGGGUUACGUCUUUGCUCUAUGACCUUUCCCCCUUCCCUCUUCUAUCAGAACCAUUUCUGUGAGCCAAAAUACAACAGGGGGAUGUGUCCCAGUACACUUACAAAUAAAACAUAACUGAAAGAAGAGCAGUUUUAUCAUUUGGGUGCAUUUUUGUCUCUCUGUUAGGCCAAGUCCUGGUAGAGCUGGUCAGCAAACGAGACUCACUUCAGGCUUCAACCAAAAAUACGGGGCGGGGGGUGUUAAAAGGGGGACAAAAAGAGGGGAAAGGGUGAGAAUGAUGUAUUUUUUCUGCUGAAUCAGAAUUCACUUUCAGAUGACUCAUGUGAAAAGUGGUGCUCUGAAUAAAAUGAAUUCUAUAUUAGUGGCCUGUGUUUAU